AUGGACGAGUGUUUUCAUGAAAAUGAUUACCACGUGUCACGACGUAUCUACUCAAACCGGGUCUUUGACCAGGUUCAUGAGAGACAAGCCCAAGAGAUCCAGAGUUUACGAGAACGGCUGAGCAGAGCCUGCAGAUGCACUGAUAAAUGGGCUGUUCAGAAGAUAAAGGGGCUUCUGCCAAUCCUGGAUUGGCUUCCUAAAUACCCAGUCAAGCAAUGGUUACCCGGUGAUGUCGUUUCUGGGGUCACCACAGGACUAGUAUGCUGUUUACAAGGUGUGGCUUAUGCAUUGCUGGCCUCUGUUGCACCAGUCUAUGGACUCUACUCUGCGUUUUUUCCUAUUCUUACAUACUUUGUGCUUGGCACAUCCAGACACAUCUCUGUGGGUCCAUUCCCUGUCACCUGUCUGAUGGUGGGCUCUGUAGUUUUGACCUUAGCUCCUGAUGAGCACUUUCUGCGUCCAGUGAACAUCACAGGUGUGAAUGAGACAGCAAGAGAGGCCCAGAGAAUCCUGGUGGCUUGUACCAUGACGUUGUUGGUUGGAUUAUUCCAGGUGGCUAUGGGGCUGAUGCAGGUGGGCUUUCUAGUCAGGUAUCUCUCAGACCCACUGGUAGGUGGCUUCACCACUGCUGCUGCCUUUCAUGUCUUCAUAUCUCAGAUUAAAACCAUUGUGUCUGUUCCUAUACACAACCAUAAUGGAUUCUUCUCCUUUGCUUAUACAGUGAUAGCUUCUGCUAUCUCUCAUGUGAUGGACCUAAACUCCCAGUACGGCGCCAGCAUUGUCCACAGCCUCCCCAGGGGGUUUGCACUGCCACAAAUACCAAAUAUAGCACUUACUGGGAAUAUUUUGGGCUCUAGUUUUUCCACUGCAGUGGUUGGUUAUGCAGUAGCAGUCUCAGUGGCAAAAGUCCACGCAGCAAAACAUGAUUACACAGUCGAUGGCAACCAGGAGCUGAUAGCUUUUGGCGUCAGCAAUAUUUUUGGAGGAUGUUUCUCAAGCUUUGUGGCCAGCACUGCAUUGUCACGGACAGCAGUACAGGAAAGCACAGGGGGGAAGAGUCAGAUUGCUGGUAUCAUCUCAGCUCUGAUGGUGAUGAUAGUGAUUUUGGCCCUUGGGCCAUUUCUUCAGCCUUUGCAGAAGUCAGUGCUGGCUGGCAUUGUUAUAGCCAACCUGAAGGGCAUGUUCAUGCAGAUCUCAGAAGUGCCUGUACUCUGGAGACAGAACAGAACAGACUGUCUCAUCUGGAUAGCUACGUGCCUGGCAUCCAUUGUGCUGGGUUUAGAUGUGGGUCUGCUGGCUGGUCUGGUAUUUGAGAUGGGCACAGUGGUGGUCAGAACACAAUUCCCUUCUUGUGCCACUCUUGGAAAUGUCCCAAAUACUAAUAUCUACAAAAACAUGAAGGACUACAAAAAUAUUGAUGAAAUUCCUGGAAUAAAGAUCUUCAAGUGCAACUCACCCAUUUACUUUGCAAAUAUUGAUUACUUCAAAGAGAAGCUGAGAGAAGAGGUGGGGUUUGAUGCAGUGCGGGUGUUCAAGAAAAGAAAUAAAGCUUUGAAGAAGAUUCACAAACUCAUUAAAAAAGGAAAACUACAAGCAACAGAGAAUGGUUUGGUGCCAGUGGCCUCACUGGGAGUAGAAAACCAAGCCUUUGAAAAAGAGCAGGUUCCUGAGCUGGAGGAAGGGGCGUCUCAGCUAGACUCAGAGGUGAAGGUUCAGGUAGACUGGACGUCUGAGCUGCCUGUCAGUGUGUCAGUACCCACAGUCCAUUUUCACAGCCUCGUGGUGGACUUUUCUGCUGUCUCAUUCCUGGACGUGGUAGCAGCCAAGUCCCUCAAACUGGUGGUGAAGGAAUUCAUACGAAUUGGGGUCAGCGUCUACAUCGCAGGCUGUGAUGGUGAGCUUGUCAGGAGAAUGGAGGCCCUGUCCUUCUUUGAUGAAGAGGUUACUAGAGAUAUUCUCUUCCUCUCCGUCCAUGACGCCAUUCUAUUCAUUCAGCUGGAAACCUCCACUGGAAAUGAUGAGGAUCCAUUAGCUGAGAAGGACAUGGUGAAUAUAUUACCUGUGUUCAUGUAG
Messenger RNA from Sinocyclocheilus anshuiensis, 2073 nucleotides. RefSeq names its product pendrin-like. The record is from RefSeq and is a predicted model, not a curated record. Gene Ontology annotation, molecular function: secondary active sulfate transmembrane transporter activity. NCBI's taxonomy places the organism in Eukaryota, Metazoa, Chordata, Actinopteri, Cypriniformes, Cyprinidae. The coding region runs from base 1 to 2073 and encodes 690 amino acids. Gene Ontology annotation, cellular component: membrane. Gene Ontology annotation, biological process: sulfate transmembrane transport. The transcript is spliced from 19 exons.